Messenger RNA from Arabidopsis arenosa, 792 nucleotides. The record is from the annotation of a GenBank genome assembly. NCBI's taxonomy places the organism in Eukaryota, Viridiplantae, Streptophyta, Magnoliopsida, Brassicales, Brassicaceae.
CGAUCAGUACGAUGUUUUUCAUUAAUCACUUUUUGUUGUCCUAUAACCUACUAGGGCAUUUAGAAACAGAGACAAAACAAGAAGAUAAUAGAUCACAAGCUAAUAAGCGUUCUCUUCUCCUUAUACUGGGUUUUAAAUCAAGAAACCAUGUCUGCAAGUGUACUAAGUGAUCCAACAAUGCUAAUUUCAACACCGGAGGUAAUAAUCGUCUCUCCGACGCCGGCAACACAAAUCUCCGGUGAUGAGCCAGAUUCGGUGACGUGUGACUGUUGCGGAUUAACCGAGGAGUGUACACAAUCGUACAUAGAGAUGAUCAGAGAGCGUUACAUGGGGAAAUGGAUCUGUGGACUUUGUUCUGAAGCUGUGAAGUAUGAAGUCAUAAGAACUAAACGAUUGCUAACAACAGAGGAAGCCAUGGCCAGACACAUGAACAUGUGUAAUAAGUUCAAAUCCUCAAGCCCUCCACCGAAUCCGACCGGACAUUUGAUCUCUGCGAUGCGACAGAUCUUGAGAAGAAGCUUAGAUUCACCAAGAAUGCUUAGAUCUAUGCCUAAUAGUCCUUCUAAAGACGACCAAGAUUGUGUUUCUAAUGUUUUGUCUAGGUCCGAUAGCUGUUUCGCUAGUUUGACUUAAAAGCUCAUAAACCGUCGGUUUAGGACCCACCUGGAUUAAAUCCGGUUUUCAGAUUUGAAAAUUUCGUCGGUAAACCAAAAAUUGGUCUCUGUAUGUGUUUUUGCCGGAUUUGUACUUGUGGAAAAUUUUGGGCUAAAAGAAUAAUUUGGUGCUCUGUUU